Messenger RNA from Porites lobata, 1348 nucleotides. The record is from the annotation of a GenBank genome assembly. NCBI's taxonomy places the organism in Eukaryota, Metazoa, Cnidaria, Anthozoa, Scleractinia, Poritidae.
GAAACUUGGAAAGCCGUGGGAUGCUAUCAGAACGCAGGGCGAGCCUUGGCUGAUAUCUUAAGAGGUGUAAACGGCAAAGGCACGGUUUCUAAAAAAUUAAAUGUAUGCAGAAAAACGGCCGAUGCGAAAGGAAUCACUGUGUUCGGUCUGGACGAUAAGCAAUGUUGGACUGGCCAAAAUGCGGCAGACACUUUCAACAAGUACGGCAAUUCAGGGCAGUGUUAUACAAACAAAGGAGGAAAAAGUAUGGGCUACUUUGCAUCAGAAUCAAUGUCCGUUUACAAAAAGAACGACAAAGGUAAAUUUAAGUCAUCUAUAAAAUCCAAUUAUGUUUGUUCCUUACAAAAUACAAUGCUCUAAAUGAUAGCUCAGCUUUUUUAUCGUUUAUAGUCAAUAUUUGCCUAGUCCCUCUAAGGCGUUUUUCGAGGCCCUCUCGGUCAAUUCACUGCGCUCGGACCACGCGACGCGAAACGCAUUGGCCGCGCGAAAUAAUGGGGCCUAGGGACUAGGCAAAGUCUAUGUGACUUUAUCAAUUGCGACUUUUGCUGCCUUGCUGUUCUUCCUCAGGAGUUAAAGUCGAGUUGUAACCUACAGUGAGAGACAAUAAUGUACAGUAAACCGUCAUUUAGUUUACGAUAAAAAUCUUCUUUCAGUAUCAGGUCUAAAAUACUCAACCUAUGACAUCUACAUUCUGCUAUCAAACAUUAGAUCAAAUUCGUCUUUGCGCACUCAUUGACGGUUGAAAAGACUUUAAGAAGACACUUUUAAGAACACAAAGGUCACAGGACAUAAAGUGCAGGUCAAUGCUCUAUUGAUAUAUAACGGAGAUAAGCAGUUUCCCAUUAAGGUAAAAUUCUAUUUUGGAUUGUGAUUAGGACUAGAAGUACAACUUAAUUGUUGUUUGUUUACCCUAGUAUGGUGAUCUGUACACUAACUUGGCUCGUGACCUGUGACUUGUGACCUGGGUUUUGUUCCUGCCGCUGAUUUAAGGUUUCCGGGCGGGUAAAUUGACAACUUGAAAGUCUUUGUCCUUUCUUUCCAAGGUGCGUGGGAAAAGAUUGGCUGCUACAGCAAUAAAUCCCCAACAAAUGCAUUACCAGAUUCUUUUGGCGACAUUAAAAUCGGGUCCGAUCCAGACACGAGUUAUGACUUCUGCAAAGGGAAAGCUGAAUCCCUCGGCUACAAGAUAUUUGGAGUAGACGAUAAGAAUUGCUUGUAUGGAGACAACGCCGCGAUGAAUUACAACAAGUAUGGUACUUCCAAAUUGUGUGUUUUCAGCAAGGCUAAAACGGGCCAUGCCACGGGAAAAAGCAGUUAUGGGAAUAUGUUUGUCUAUAAGCAAGAGUAA